AAGCCGAUGCGCCGUAAAAAUUGUAAUAAAAAUAUGAAUGCGUACUGAGGUAUAAAAAGCGCUUGCCGUCAACAAACUCACGCGCAGAACGUUCUGAGACGUUCGUUGUAAACAUUUGAAAAAAUUUCUAUAACAAUAUGAAGGGCUACCUAUUGCUGGCUCUAAUCGGUAGCGCUUACGCCUACCAAGGCAACGCACCACAGCAAAACGAGAUCAAUGCAGGGCAGCCAGGGCAGCCGGGUCAACCAGGCCAACAAGCACAAAAACAUCCUCAUCACAGUCAUCAAGCGCAAAAUCAACACGCACAAGAGAUUGAGCAACAUGUUGCGCAACUUUUAGUGCAUGGUCAGCAACAGGUACCGCAUCAUCAACAUGAGCAACAAGUUGUAUCCAGUCCGCUGCAUGUGCAUCAACAUGGUAAACAUGGACAACCACAACAGCAACAUCAGCAUCAUGGUCAGCAACAUGUUCACCAAAGCCCUCAACAAGUGCACCAAAGCCAGCAACAUGUACAUCAACACGAACAACAUGUUGCGCAGCAUGCCAAACCACAACAAUAUCAACAAGUUCCAAAUGCGCCGAAGCUUACGCUAACCGGUGUUGUGAAACAUGUACCCGUACCGCAUAUGAACUUCGAAGUACCCAAUCGUGUGCAACAUAUUGUGGAUCAUGCGCACGUACACAUUCCACAAGUAUUGAAUCAUCAUAAGUUGCAUAAGAACGAAGUGCAUGCGGCAGGUGUUAGUGGCAAGGCAGUAAAAGUGCCGGUGAUACCAGCGAACGUGCAACAAAUUGUGGAACAUGUACACACACACGUGCCACAAGUAGUAAAUCAACACAUACAACAGCAAAAACAAGGUGUGGAUGUCAAUAAAGCACAACAAGCUGUGGUCGGAGUACAGGGUGUCGUUGCUGCGCGCAGCCAAUCCUCGGCAGUGCCACCACAAGUGCAACAAAUUGUCGAAAGCGUAAAUAAACACAUACCACAAAUGAUACUCUACCUAAAGCAGCAAGCGCAAAAAUUACAAGAUUUUAUAAACAAAUUUCAACAGCAACAACAACAACUAGUACAAGUUGCUGUAGUUGAGCAGCAAGUGAUGUUGCCGAAGAUACCGGCUAAAGUGCAAAAAAUCGUGCAACACGCGCAUCAACACAUUCCACUGGUCGUCAAUCAUGCGCAACAGGUACAAAAACAACAGCAACAACAAGGGAAUGUAGUGCAACAGGUGCCCGGCGUUGGCGUGUCUCCACCAGUUGCAAAGGCCAUCGAGCAAGUGCAGCAACAAGUUCCACAAGUGAUCAAUCAAGUCGUGAAACAACAGCAACAAGCUGUUGCUCAACCACCACAGGGUGUCGUAGUUGCAAGUGGCGUGCCAUACACCGUACCUCCAAAGGUGCAACAAAUUGUCAGCCAAAUACAACAACACAUUCCACAAGUGCUCAAUCAAGCACAACAAGUGCAAAAGCAGCAACCGGGAGUAGUUCAGCCGGUACAAGGUGUUGCAGUGCCACAGCAGGCUCAACAAGGCGUUCCGCAACAACAACUAGUGCCAAAUGUUGCCGGUGCCGCGGUUGGUCAGGUAACCGUUGAAGUUCAGCUGUGAUGACCGCAUUAUUACUUCGAAGAUGCCUCAAUUUUCCCCAAACACUGUUUCAUACGAUUUUGUUUAGUAAAAAAUCACUGCCUUCAUUUUUGACAUAAAUUUUUUCCUAAAAGACAUAAAGAAACAUAAAAAGAAA
Molecule: messenger RNA, 1740 nt
Organism: Zeugodacus cucurbitae (melon fly)
Lineage: Eukaryota; Metazoa; Arthropoda; Insecta; Diptera; Tephritidae
Product: putative mediator of RNA polymerase II transcription subunit 12
Exons: 2
Coding region: 138-1604 (488 amino acids)
Source: RefSeq, a predicted model, not a curated record